Paramuricea clavata is the source of this 879-nucleotide messenger RNA. Lineage: Eukaryota; Metazoa; Cnidaria; Anthozoa; Malacalcyonacea; Plexauridae. The record is from the annotation of a GenBank genome assembly.
ACACAAGUUGCAAUCACACUUUACUAUGUUGCUGACGAAGGACGAUUGCAAAAGGUUGCAAAUGCCUUUGGGAUUGCAAGAUGUACUGCCUCAGUUGUAAUUAGGCGUGUCACACAAAUAAUCAGUUAUGUUAUGGGAAGAAGUUAUAUUAAACUACCAGAAACAGAAGAUGCAGUAAAAUUUCUUGUGACAGAGUUUUACAAGAUACAUGGAUUUCCACAAUGCCUCGGCGCUGCUGAUGGUACUCACGUUCCAAUUAAAAGACCACAAGAAAAUUCAACUGAUUUUAUAAACAGAAAAGGUAGACACUCGAUCAAUGUCCAAGCAUGUGCCGACUAUAAAUACUGUUUUCUCGAUGUAGUGAUUAAAUGGCCGGGGAGCGUUCAUGAUGCUCGAAGAUUUGCAAACUUAAGCCUAAACCAAAAACUGCGAGAUGGCACAAUUUCCUCUUGUCCCAGAGUAGUUGUUGAGAAUGAAGAUCCUGUGCCCAUCUGUAUAUUAGGCGACCCUGCCUACCCCCUCUUGCCUUUUCUAAUGAAAGAGUUAGCUGAAGGGGGGAAAGAUGCUCAGGAACAAUUUUUUGGAUACAGACUUUCUUCUGCUAGGAUGGUCAUAGAGUGUGCCUUUGGGAGAUUGAAAGCUCGCUUUAGUUGCCUGAGAAGAGAGAUGGACAUUAAUAUUGAUGACCUCACUGCUGUAAUUCACACCUGUUUCAUUUUACAUAAUUUCUGUGAAAUGAAUAAUGAAAUUGUAAGUCAACAGAUGGUUGAACAAGCAGUGCAGUAUGAUGUUGAGUUCCAAAGGCAAAGGCAACCUGGUCCAAAUCUGCCCACCAAUGAAACCGCUGGAAAGAGAAUUUAUGUCAAAUACUUUGAAUAA